CUAAUGUUGAACCCGUUGAAUUUUUACUGAAUAACGUUCGACAGCUGAAGUUGUUGUUGUUGCACAACAAUAACAUACGGUAUAAAGGCUAUUUUCGAAAACCGGUUUCAUUUAAAUUUGCACUUAACGGUUGGGUUUUUAAAAACCAAUAAACCCUAUAAUUUUCAUGUUGCCAUUUAAUCAACUUUUCAAGACAGUCGUAAAAUGCUGUCUGCAAGUCUCCUUUGUUGUAAUCAAACAUUACUUGUAGUUGUAGCCCUCAAAUCUCUCAAUAUUUUUUCAUUUUUUCCCCUCUCAGGACGACCUGUAAAGAAUCCCAUGCACCCUGAAUAUGCACCAUCCAUCUUACCUCACCUGCCACAGAGUGGAAAGAAGGCAUCCCAUAGGAUGGACAGUUACGAGCGACAUCAACUGACAACUUCAAAGCGUGAAUCGGCAGCAGAGAACUCAAAAACCAAUCAGCGAUGAGCAGUUCGGCCGCUGACGUCACAGUGAAAUGGCGACCAGGGCGCGGAAGCCGAGCGGUUCUCGUUCUACGGGCGGCGAGUCCAGUAAGAAAAUGUCCAGCGCCUCCGACUGCCUGGGUGUGCUGUUGGAGCUGCUGGUGGACUUUGGAAGAGAGCUCAACUUAGGCGACGCGGCGCUGAGAGUGGACGCCAACGUGGAUGCUGCGAGUCUUCAGUCUUUGGACGCAGCUCACGUUUACAGCUGUUUGCAGCAGCACAUCACUAACUUACAGACUGUGUCAGAAAGCCUGAGGACCCUGACGAAGGCUCACAGUCACACAUUAUUAGCGACUAAGAAGGAGACACCACGUGACGCCGUGUCCACCACGUCUGCUCUUGAAGACCCGACCCCGCCCGAGCGAGGCCCUCCCCUCCCCGACGCCACGGCAGCAGCGUCAGAGGCGACCAGUGACGUCCUGGUGCAGAUCCGAGCGGGCAAGUCCGAGAUCGAGCGGAGAAUAUCUGCAUUUAUGGAGCGCAAGCAGAUGGAGAUCAAUGAAAACAAUGUGCGCGAGUUUUGCAACGUGAUCGACUGCAAUCAGGCAGAGAACAGUUGUGCCAGAACCGAUGCAGUGUUUACGCCUUACCCGGGAUUUAAAAGCCACGUGAAAGUCACGCGGGUAGUCAACACGUACGGCCCUCAGACGCGCACGGGGCUCCAAGGAGAGGCCUUCGACCAGGCACGGAGCUUGGCCACGCGCGACUGCGGCAAUCCGGCCGUCGAGGAACGCCUCAACAACAUGGAAUUUCACCUCAAACUCCCGACAGCGGGACCGGUUCCAUUGAGCGUCUACCAGAGGUUGAAGAAGCUGGAGGACCGCAUCCUGCAGUUAGAGGGACUCUCACCAGAAUACUUCCAGUCCACAAACCUGGCGCACAAACGACUCAAGACGUCGCCUGCUCAGGCCUGCAGCCUGACGGAGUUGGACGAAAAGAUCAACGCCGUCAGGGCGGCCCUGCGAAAGAAGGCCGACGAGUUCAGACCCGAGUACGGAUCAGAGUACCCGCUUUGACCUCAGGUGGAAUACUCGUACAGUUAAGUGUAGUAUUUCUAAAAAAAUAAACCCACAUUUCUUGCAUAAAA
Molecule: messenger RNA, 1590 nt
Organism: Nerophis lumbriciformis (worm pipefish)
Lineage: Eukaryota; Metazoa; Chordata; Actinopteri; Syngnathiformes; Syngnathidae
Gene: mbip
Product: MAP3K12 binding inhibitory protein 1
Source: RefSeq, a predicted model, not a curated record